AUGUCGAACCCCAACGGAAAUAAUUUAAAUGAAGGCAUGAACACUACGUCGACAUCGCCGUUUUCUACCGAUAGGGUGUUUACAUCUCGUGAUGAGUUGAUGGAAUGGGUGCAAAACAUUGCAUUCUCUUUUGGUUAUGUCAUCGUGAUGAGAAGAUCAAAGGCAAAAAAUGGCGUGGUGUCUUAUAUAACCCUUAUUUGUGACCGUGGUCGGGAAUACGAAAUCAAAGCAACAAUUAAAAAUUCCGGAACCAAAAAAAUCAAUUGUAACUUUCAAUUGGUAGGUUCGUAUAUCAAACAAUAUGGCGGUUGGACCCUCAGGGUGAUAUGUGAUCAACAUAACCAUUCACCUGCACAAUAUAUGGAGGGACAUGCUUUUGCUAGGCGGUUAAAAGAACACGAGAAACAAUUGGUAGUUGACUUGACAAAUCUGAAUGUUACACCACAUGACAUACUCUCGAUAAUAAAGGAGCGCGACGAGAAUAAUGUUUCUACACUAAAAACCAUAUACAAUGAGCGUCUCAAGCUUCGCUCGUCUCGGAAUUACGGAAAAACUCCAAUGCAGGUUCUAAUGGAAAUUUUGAACGAGAAACAUUUUGUUACGGAUUUCUCGGUAAACAGUAUAUCAAAUGAAUUGGAGAAUCUUUUCUUCAUUCAUCCACGGUCGUUGAAUAUAUGGAAGGCAUUUCCACAUGUUUUGAUUAUAGAUGCAACAUACAAGACCAACAAAUAUGGUAUGCCUUUUGUUCAGAUUGUUGGCACAACUUCAACCAACAAGACAUUUAGCAUAGCUUUUGCCUUUAUCGUUAAUGAAAAGGAGGAGAACUAUAAUUGGGUGUUAACGUGUCUAAAGUCAACACUAGAGAAGUGCAUGCACCCAUGUGUUAUAGUCACAGACAGGGAAUUGGCACUGAUGAACGCAUGUCAACAAGUUUUCCCCGGUGCCACUCGGUUACUUUGUAGAUGGCACAUUACUGAAAAUAUUAGAAAUCGUUGGAGGAGAACAUUCAAGAUAGACGAUGAGUGGAAAGCCUUUCGUAUAAUGUGGACUGUACUUGUUGACUCUUCAACAUGGAUAGUGUACAAUGAAAACUACAAAACACUCCAAUCGAUGUUAAGAAAUUAUCAAGAUGUUUUAAAUUAUCUGGAUGAAGUUUGGUUAAACAAAUAUAAGGAAAUGUUUGUCUCAGUCUGGAUCGAUCAACAUCUCAACUUUGGACAACGAACUACAAAUAGAGUUGAGAGCGCACAUUCAAAUCUAAAGAAAUACUUGGAUGGUACAAAUUCUUCUCUUGAUAAAUUUAUCGGUUGUCUUGAUCAAUUUGUGAGGUCUCAACUUUCAUCGAUACACGAUAGUCUUGAAAAGAGUAGAAUUGUUCGUAAACGGGAGCACAACUUGCCAUGUUUUACAUUAUUGUGGGGUUCAGUGUCACAUGAAGCUCUCGAUAAACUAGUUGGGGAACUUUAUCGGUUGAAUGAAAAUCAAAUUGACUCAUCAAACUGUGGUUGUGAGUAUAUUCCAUUAGAAUCCAUAGAUAUAUUCUGGAGAAAGCUUGAUUUAUCAGAGUCAAUUUCUGUAGCUAAUGAGGAUAUUUGUUUCAAAAGCAGGAAAAAAAGUAUGAUAAGGAGGCUAAGAGAUCUUUUCCUACCAAGUAAAACACGCAUUAAGGAACCCGCAAUUCAAAAAAAUACUCGUGGACGACCAAACUUGAAGAAACAACAACAAAAACGAGUUGAUUCUACAAAUCAAGCUCCCAGAAGACGUAGUUAUUCAACCACAUCAAAAUAUGAUGGAUUGAAUUCAACAUGGAUGAACAAGGAACCGGCAAGACAUAGUUCAUAUGUAACCGCAAUUCCAAACAUGAAUGAAGCAAUUCCAGAAUUUGAUGAAGCAAUUCCAGACAUGAAUGAAGCAAUUCCAGAAUUUGAUGAAGCAAUUCCAGACAUGAAUGAAGCAAUUCCAGACUUGAAUGAAGCAAUUCUAGACUUAAAUGAAUUUAUGGAUUUGAACCAAGAGCCUGAGUCAUGCUACAUUCAUCCAUUAAUGGAUGACAUUCCACCCGUGUUUCAUCCAUACGUCUCACAUAUACAAAAUGUUGAGGGUGAUGGACAUUAUGGAUUUCGAGCAAUAUAUGUUUGUCUCGGGUAUGGCGAAGAUCAAUGGCUCUAUGUUCGAAAACAACUAGUACACGAGUUAGAGAGUGCAUUCGAUGUAUAUGCUACGGUUUUCACAGAUGGAAUCCAUGAAUUGUGGAAUUCAUUGUAUUUCUUUGGACCGAGUGCACCAACAGAACAUUGGAUGCUUAUGCCUGAAACAGGUAUCCUGAUUGCUAACAGGUUUGGUGUGAUCCUUACUUUCUUAACCAAUCGUGGUUCCUUAACUUUCUUUCCUCUUUGGAAAGGCCCGGAAGAAUUUUUGGCCCAUCGGAUUAUUACAAUUUCACUUAUACGUGGUCCUCAUUAUGUUAUGGUACAAUUAAAAGAAGAUUGUCCGAUGCCUACCAUUUCGGCUUUAUGGAUCCGUCACAGAGCCCCGUGUGCAGCUGGAUGGGAAAAUAUGUUUAUGUCACGUCUGCAAAUUUAUAGACAACUGAAACCUUGUAAUCGUGAUUUUAUAACUAUAGAGGAUUGUUAA
Molecule: messenger RNA, 2634 nt
Organism: Lactuca sativa (garden lettuce)
Lineage: Eukaryota; Viridiplantae; Streptophyta; Magnoliopsida; Asterales; Asteraceae
Product: PKS-NRPS hybrid synthetase cheA
Biological process (GO): positive regulation of transcription by RNA polymerase II; cellular response to iron ion starvation
Molecular function (GO): DNA-binding transcription factor activity, RNA polymerase II-specific
Source: RefSeq, a predicted model, not a curated record